ACGAGAUUUAACCCUCACUUGUUUACAGGUGGCGCUUUGCAAAACGAAAAUACGACGAACCGCCACCAACAUUUUGGUGGACUAAUCUUUGAAUCGACGGAAUCUGCCGUCAUUAUAUCUUGAAAGAUGGUUGUUGGAAAGAGUUCCAAGAUGCUGCAGCACAUCAACUACCGGAUGCGCUGUACACUGCAGGACGGUAGAACAUUUGUAGGAACUUUUAAAGCUUUUGACAAGCAUAUGAACCUCAUUCUUGGUGACUGUGAUGAAUUCAGGAAAGUUAAACCAAAGACAGCUAAGUCGGGGGAACGGGAAGAAAAGAGAAGUUUGGGCUUGGUCUUGUUAAGAGGGGAACAUCUUGUCUCGAUGACUGUUGAAGGUCCACCACCGUCUGAAGAAGGCAUGUCAAGAGUUCCAUUAUCAGGGGCUGCACCUGGCUCAGGUGCAGGGCGUGCUGCAGGACGUGGUGUACAGAGUGGACCGGGAGGAGCUGCACCGGGUCUCCAAGGACCAGUAAGAGGAGUUGGUGGUCCUUCACAGCAAAUGAUGAAUCCACAAGGAGGAAUGAAUUACAGAACAGCAGGUAUGAUGCGAGGUGGCAUGAUGGGUGGCCGAGGUGGAGGACCACCACCAGGUAUGAGAGGACCACCCCCAGGCAUGAUGAGAGGACAAGGACCAAGAUUUUGAGCUGACUAUGGAUAGGUGUUGUUCCAGUGUUCCAUGUAAAAAGUGACUAUUGUGCUGAAAAGGCAGCUCUACAGGGAAUUCAUUCCUGGACCUUAACAAAGAUAUGCUUACAAUAUUUGAUGCAGCAGGACUUAAUUGCUGCUAAUUGGGAGGGUAUGAUGGGGAAAUAGCUGCAUAAUUGGAUGGCUUUAGAUCAAAAUUUUGCAUCUGUGCUGUUAAUUACACACAUUCUUCUUUGUCACAAAAAGUUCUCUUGAAGUGAUUUUCAGUGUAAACAUCCUUCUUGAAUACGGUGUAAACAUUUUAAGUUAAAGAAUAUUUUUAGGAAGUUUAAGAUAUUUAUUUAAGCAUAAUGGCACUUGUAAUUUGAUUUGUAAAUCCAUUGGGGCACAUAAUUGUGGGAUGAUGAAAUUUUGUACCUUGUUGGAAAAUUAAGGCAUUGAAGUAACACUGCUUUACCCGUAAAACAGUACUAGAGUACUGUUGGUUAAAAGGUAGUGUAGGGAAUCAUUUUAACAUUAUUUCAUUUCAUUUUAUUUGUCGUUUAAAACAUUUGUGUGUCGUAAAAUCAUGUCAUUAAAAGUUGAUUUUAUACA
Molecule: messenger RNA, 1280 nt
Organism: Mercenaria mercenaria
Lineage: Eukaryota; Metazoa; Mollusca; Bivalvia; Venerida; Veneridae
Product: small nuclear ribonucleoprotein-associated protein B-like
Exons: 7
Coding region: 127-684 (185 amino acids)
Biological process (GO): mRNA splicing, via spliceosome
Cellular component (GO): U2 snRNP; U2-type prespliceosome; U5 snRNP
Molecular function (GO): RNA binding
Source: RefSeq, a predicted model, not a curated record